This is a messenger RNA of Dalotia coriaria, 1184 nucleotides long. It is a transcript of the gene ste14, whose product is annotated as isoprenylcysteine carboxylmethyltransferase ste14. Lineage: Eukaryota; Metazoa; Arthropoda; Insecta; Coleoptera; Staphylinidae. Gene Ontology annotation, biological process: C-terminal protein methylation. The coding region runs from base 104 to 958 and encodes 284 amino acids. The transcript has 5 exons. The record is from RefSeq and is a predicted model, not a curated record. Gene Ontology annotation, cellular component: endoplasmic reticulum; membrane. Gene Ontology annotation, molecular function: protein C-terminal S-isoprenylcysteine carboxyl O-methyltransferase activity.
CCUACACUUAAAAUGUUAGGUUAUUCGGCAAUUCUUAGUAAACAAACAAAUGUGUACUAGAAAAUGAUGUAACAACUUAAAUACGUAUCCCAAAUAGUGGAAAAUGGUUUGCCAGGAAGGAAGAAUAGCUAUAAAAUGCUUUGUGUCAACAGUAUUACUAUUUUCAACCUUGUUUUUAUUUCCAAUAAAUAUUAACACCUUCAUUGUUUACCAGUAUCACAUUUUUAUAAAUCCUUUACUGUUUUAUAUUGCAAUUAAUAUCAUUCUGAGGAUAUUUUUUUGUAAAGGAUACCAAAUUGCUGUUAGAGCUGGAUUUCUUGGACAAAUCUUUGGAUUAGGUUUCUAUGUGUUCCAAUAUGCACCUGCUCAGGUUUACAUUUUUGGUAUAUACAUGGCUAUCAUGUCCUUUUUUCACUAUUCUGAAUAUUUAACAAUUGCUAUAAUAAAACCAAAGGAAUUAACUACAAAAUCCUUCAUGUUGAGUCAUAGUCCUGCUUAUAUUGGUGCAGCUCUUACUUCUUGGAUUGAAUUUGGCUUAGAAAGUUACUUCUUUCCAGACAUAAAAGUCUUGCCAUAUGUGCCAUACAUAGGGUUAAUUAUUUGUAUUGGGGGAGAAAUCGUUAGGAAAUUGGCAAUGUUUACUGCUGCUAAAAAUUUUGAUCAUUUGGUACAAUAUACAAAAGCUGACGACCACAUAUUAGUAACACAUGGAAUAUACAGUUGGUGCAGGCAUCCAAGUUAUGUUGGAUGGUUUUAUUGGUCAAUUGGUACCCAGAUUAUUCUGCUCAAUCCGAUUUGUAUAAUUGUGUAUACAAUUAUAAGCUGGAUGUUUUUCAAUGAGAGAAUACACUGUGAAGAAAUCACAUUGCUCAACUUUUUUGGACAACAAUACUUAAACUAUCAGGAAGAUGUUGGAACCGGUUUACCAUUUAUAAAAGGAUACAUUGUUAGACCAUAAUUGUUUAUGUACACGCAUAAAAGCAUUUAGUAUUGGUUUAAAAUAUUUUUUAAAAGUUUUAAUUUAUUUUUCUGAUAAGUAAUAUUUUAACGGGAUUUCGUUAAAUAUGUUGUUACUUAGGAAUGUAAAUAAAUAUACCAAGGCGAAAAAAAACUCUAUUAACAAUAUUAUUGUGUAUUAUAAAGAAUUAAACGGAUUUAUGAAUAAAAAUUAUGUAUGCAACAUC